AUGCUGAGGGCCUGUAAAGUCACCUACAGGAGGAAGCUGGAGGCCAAACUCCAGCAGAACAAUGUGAGGGAUGUGUGGACAGGAAUGAAGCAGAUCACCGGGUGUAAGGUGAGCGACAGACAGUCAUCAGGCAGCUUGGAGAGGGCAAAGGAGCUGAACAUAUUCUUCAACACCAGCACUCUACCCUGCAUGACUGUGACUACAGGCCAGGUUAGGAGACAGCUGGAGAGACUCCACCAGCAGAAGGUUGCAGGCCCUGAUGAUAUCAGCCCCAGGAUCCUGAAGACAUGUGCCAGACAGCUGUCUCCUGUCCUACAACACCUGUACAAGAGAAUACCGAUGCUUUGUAAGACGUCCUGCCUGGUUCCUGUUCCAAAGAAGUCAACACCAUCCGGCCUCAAUGACUACCGACCAGUGGCCCUCACAUCUUACGUGAUGAAGGUGCUGGAGAGACUGGUCUUGGCCAACAUGAGGCCGCAGAAUUCUCUGGGACAGCUGGUCGAGGAUGGUAGCCCUAUCUGCAGGAGCUGUAAGAAGAAAGUUGCUGCGAGGGGCGGCGACACAUCCAAUUUGCGUGACCAUCACCCUCAACUGUUCAGCGAAUGCAAGAGGCAGUCUGCUGGCCAGUCGAAUGCUGCUGCCACUACAUCUCAUUCUACUUCUGUAACGCAGACUUUAAAAGGACACGUUUCAAAAACAGGCUGCCUCAUCCCAAAAAGUGGAGUGGCUUCUCACUAG
Acanthopagrus latus (yellowfin seabream) is the source of this 738-nucleotide messenger RNA. RefSeq lists its product as uncharacterized. NCBI's taxonomy places the organism in Eukaryota, Metazoa, Chordata, Actinopteri, Spariformes, Sparidae. The record is from RefSeq and is a predicted model, not a curated record. The transcript is spliced from 5 exons. The coding region runs from base 1 to 738 and encodes 245 amino acids.